Micromonas pusilla CCMP1545 is the source of this 225-nucleotide messenger RNA. RefSeq lists its product as uncharacterized. Gene Ontology annotation, cellular component: chloroplast stroma. The transcript has a single exon. NCBI's taxonomy places the organism in Eukaryota, Viridiplantae, Chlorophyta, Mamiellophyceae, Mamiellales, Mamiellaceae. The annotation marks the transcript as partial. The record is from RefSeq and is a predicted model, not a curated record.
GACCAGCUCGUCGUCGCGGUGUGGUCCGCGCGUUGGUGCAGGAAGUGCAAGUACUUGAAAGCGAAGCUCGAAAAGUUUUCCGUGUUUUUCCCUUCGCUGACGUUCAGCGUCUUGGAUGUGAACGCGAUGCCCGGGGAGGUAAUCAAAGACGUGGACGUGACGCAGAUGCCGACGAUUCAGAUUUACAGAAACCGGGAGAUGCUGAAGGAGAUCAUCGGCGCGGAC